Amphiprion ocellaris (clown anemonefish) is the source of this 4756-nucleotide messenger RNA. It is a transcript of the gene kcnj3a, whose product is annotated as potassium inwardly rectifying channel subfamily J member 3a. The transcript has 3 exons. Gene Ontology annotation, molecular function: G-protein activated inward rectifier potassium channel activity. Gene Ontology annotation, cellular component: plasma membrane. Lineage: Eukaryota; Metazoa; Chordata; Actinopteri; Pomacentridae. The record is from RefSeq and is a predicted model, not a curated record. Gene Ontology annotation, biological process: regulation of monoatomic ion transmembrane transport; potassium ion import across plasma membrane. The coding region runs from base 1900 to 3390 and encodes 496 amino acids.
GGCCUGGCAGCAGAGACGGAUUAAUGUUCCACAUCCAUUUGCUUACGUUGUGGAUGACUAUUGAACUUGAUUCAUUUAUUUAUCUACUGAUUUUUUCAUCCUUUCUGGGGAGAAAACACAUUGAUUAUACAGUAUAUCCUGCUAGAGCUGCUAUCAUAGUGAAAUCUUUAUUAAUUGAGAAUAGCACAAGAGAAAUGAUGCCAGAAAUCAAAAAAAAAAAAAAAAAAAAAAAAAAACCCAUCACAAAAAUCAAAGUAGCAGGGAGAGGAAGAGAGGUGGAGCUGGGUGAACUCUUUGUUAGAGAGGUGCUGGUAUGUUGUUCAUCCUGCCUCGUGUGUUUGAGAGACGGUGCGUAAGCUUGGGUAACUAAGGUGUGGGUGUAUUCCUCUGUGGCCAUGAUCUUGGUAAUAUGAUGAGUGAAUUCUGGUUGCAGCUUUUUUUGUCCCCCGGAGAUUUAAUGUAGUUUGCUGUGAGUGUCAGCAACCUCCCUGCAACAACGUGUUAUACCCUGUUAAGAUCUCCAGUGUGUCGCAUUCACGGGAUAAAACGGGUGCAGUCACCCGUGAGAUGGAUGCGGGGUCAUCAGUGGCUGUUAGCACAGGUGAGCCAGAAGAAUAACCAAGUAAGCAAGCUGCAUCUGUGAAUGUUCGCUGCAGAGAGGAGGGAUUUUCCUUCAACUGCAGACACACUGAGCAGGAAAUUAGGAGAACAAUAAGAUAUAUUUGUUCAGCAUUAUGAAACCAAGGAUGCGUCAUGGUAGUCCCUUUGCAACAGAGGCAUAUAUGCGUAAAAUCCUGCUUUUACUAUUUUUACAGCUAGAAUUGAUCAACAUAUUAACGACAAACAGCCAGGGGCCUGUUUAUUCAUCGCUGGAGUCUAAAAUAGUGUAAUUAUCUUCAAGUCAUAAAGACAUCUUGACUGCAGUUUCGCAUAUUUGAUCACUUGAAGAAAAAAAAAGUCAAAACAGGCGAACCCUGUUCCCUCCUCCUCCAAAUUGUCUGUCUUUGUAGUACCACUAGGCAACAGUGAGUGCAUCACUGGAAACGUGGAAGUGCGCAGGAGCUGAGCAGGGAAGUCGAAGAGAAAGAAGGAUCUGAGCAGCAAAAAAAAAAGGAGCAUCUGGUGGAUCUGUGCCGCUGAACCAUGAGAAUCCAGUCGAUAUUUCUCUAAGAGAGGGGAAAGGGUGCCCGAAAAGAGCCUGGCAAUCAGCGUCGAUGCGCGCAGCCGAAAAUGACGACAGUGGGACAGUGAUUUUCUUCCUCCAGCUCGUCGUUUUUUACUGUCAUGUGCUUGGAUGCAAUUUAUCUCCUAUGUAUACAGAUCACAAAGGGAGGACUGGAAACCGACUAAUCUCCAACGCAGCCGCAAGUGCGCACAGAGAGGACUCGUCCUGGGAAGCGUUUCCAGCGAAUAAUUACGCAGAAAUAUUUGUGUUCCACAGACCGCUGAAGGAUUUUGAAGUUUCCCGUGAAAACUUACUCUGUGAGUACAGUUUUGAACAGGUCGAUAUAGCCCCAACCUCCACGGGCGAUGAGUAAUCCACGACGCAGCAACUGAUAAACCUAAAACCUGGACUGCGACUGGCGCGUUUGGAUACCUUUAUCCUGUGCGUCGCUUAUUCUUUUUAUUUUUCAUAUGGCUUCUAUCUCUGGGCUUUGGCAAUUAAUCGUACACUAUAUUUCAUGGCUGUAGAGUGUAGCAACAGUAGUGUGUGGCGAAAGAGGACAGUGCAAGACUAACUGGGGGCGAAGACAUCGCACUUUUAACGCCUUAUUUCCAAACAAGAGACAUUGCGCACGGGCACCAACGACUGCAGCAAGUACAAGCCAGACUUUUUUUUUUAAAUUAAAACAAAACAUUGAAUCCUUUGUUAUUUCUUUCGCUUGCUGUCAUCGUAGUAUGUCUGCACUUCGAAAGAAAUUUGGGGACGAUUAUCAGGUAGUGACCACCUCAUCUAGCGGGUCUGGAUUCAAUCAGCCUCCCCCGGAGAAAAAGAAGAAGCGGCAGCGGUUCGUGGACAAGAACGGGCGAUGUAACGUCCAGCAUGGGAACCUGGGUGGUGAAACCAGCAGAUACCUCUCAGACUUAUUCACAACACUAGUAGAUUUGAAAUGGCGCUGGAAUCUAUUUAUUUUCAUCCUCACCUACACAGUCGCUUGGCUCUUCAUGGCCUCUAUGUGGUGGUUCAUCGCGUACAUCAGAGGAGACCUCAACAAAGCCCACAAUGAUAAGUACACUCCAUGUGUGGCCAACGUCUACAACUUUCCCUCAGCCUUCCUGUUCUUCAUAGAGACCGAGGCCACGAUAGGAUAUGGCUACAGAUACAUUACAGACAAAUGCCCCGAGGGGAUCAUUCUCUUUCUGUUCCAGUCGAUCCUCGGAUCGAUCGUCGAUGCAUUUUUGAUCGGCUGCAUGUUCAUCAAGAUGUCUCAGCCCAAGAAACGGGCCGAGACUCUGAUGUUCAGUGAGCAUGCGGCGAUUUCUAUGCGAGAUGGAAAACUCACUCUCAUGUUCAGGGUCGGCAACCUGCGUAACAGCCAUAUGGUCUCUGCACAGAUCCGCUGCAAAUUGCUCAAAUCUCGCCAGACGCCCGAAGGCGAGUUUCUUCCACUGGAUCAGUUGGAGUUGGACGUAGGUUUCAGCACCGGGGCAGACCAGCUCUUUCUCGUCUCACCACUCACGAUCUGCCAUGUGAUUGACACCAAAAGCCCCUUCUAUGACCUCUCCCAGAGGUCCAUGCAAACAGAGCAGUUUGAAAUCGUGGUGAUAUUAGAAGGAAUAGUAGAGACCACAGGAAUGACCUGCCAAGCGAGGACGUCAUACACCGAGGACGAGGUUCUGUGGGGACACCGCUUCUUCCCGGUCAUCUCCUUGGAGGAAGGUUUCUUUAAGGUGGACUACUCUCAGUUUCACGCCACAUUCGAGGUGCCCACUCCCCCUUACAGCGUGAAGGAGCAGGAGGAGGCCCUGCUCCUCUCCUCGCCCCUCAUGGCGCCGUCUCUCUGCAACAGCGGGGAGAAGAACAGCUCUCUGGACUGUCUGGAGACCCUGGAGGACAAUGACAGCACCACCAAGCUGCCUACCAAGCUCCAGAAGAUCACAGGGCGGGACGGUCUGCCCAAGAAGCUGCUGAGGAUGAGCUCCACCACCUCAGAGAUGACUUACAGCUUUGGAGACCUGCCCAUGAAGUUGCAGCGAAUCAGCUCUGUUCCUGGUGUCUCUGAUGAUAAGCAGGCUGGUAAGGCGGCCAAGAUCAGCACAGAGCCCAUCAGUAAGUCGGUGGCAGACUUACCCCCCAAGCUGCAGCGGUUGGCUGGGGGAGGAGGGGGCCGGAUGGACGGACACCUGCCGCCUAAACUUAGAAAGAUGAAUUCAGAUCGCUUUACAUAAAGCAGGCAACAUAUUUUAACUUAUGCCAUCUACUUUUAUUUCCCUACCUGAAGUCCUUGUACAAUUCCUAAUUUAUUAAUGGACAAUAUUCUUAUAUUAAAAGAAAUGUAGAAUAUGUGCACAAAUACCUUAUAUAAAGUAGGGUGAUGGAAUUAAGCACAUUUGUUCCUGGAUGUAAGUGUACAUGCUAUGAUGAAAGACCUCUGAUUCUUUUUUUUUCUUUUUUUUUUUAACUUUUUUUUUUAGGAUGAUGUACAAUUAGCACAAUCUGGCAUGUAAGAAACAGCGCAUGUAGAACAGAAUCUCAAUAAUUUCUGGCAUGACAUUUAUUGAUAUAUUAUUUUACAAAAACAAUUUCAUUAGUGAAUUUACAGACAGUGGAAAAAUUGCACAAAGCCAUAUGAUUUACAACAUGGAAAACCUACAUUACAUGGUUCUAAUUUGUGGUGACGAAAGGCACAUACAUUUGUUUUGAGUUGAUUGCUUUUGUUGUUUAAUGUAAAAUCGUGGCAAUGUUAUGUUGAUUGCAUGCUCCUCUUAUUGACUUAGCUAUACAAAGGUAAUAGACAAAGAUGUUUAGCCUUAACUAUAUUACCUUGUUUCCAUUUUCAUGUUUGUUCACAACUGUAUUUUUGGUAUUUCAUAUAUAGACUAUUUUACCAUGUGCGAUUUUAUGACUUUAUUAGGUGAUCAAAUACAGAAUAUGUUGCUAGAUGAUGCAUUUUUACAUUCAAAAAUGCGUCGUUAGCAUCAUAUGUCCUAUCUGAACUGGGCACAACGCUAUGCGACUUUCACUUGCUUAUUAAAGUAACACUUAAGUUGAAAGAUUCAACACUUGUACUUGAUAAGCACAAAACAAUCAUUAUAUAAUACCCUGUGAUAUUAGAAAGCAUUUAUGGGCAUUUCGUCUUAAAUUAACUGCUUAGAGCAGUAGUUUAGUACUGUGCAAUCACUUUGUUUCAUUAUAUAACAAAACACGAUUUGCAGUAGGCCUUUGUGGUCAUGUAAGACACUCCAUUAGAAUUUCAACUUAGGUGUUACUGGUUAGAUUUGGUGGGCCUGUAAGAAAAUCAUAACCUUUGUUUUAAGGGCCCAUAAUAUCCCUCCUCUGUGAUGAAAGCAAUAAUAUUAUAAUGACUAUAAUCUUUAUAUAGCCACAGGGUCUACCACAGCCCCAUACUCAUUCUGUUUACUGAAUCCAUGCCAUGAAAUCUGGUUUUCUCUAAAUGCAUCUAAGACAUUGUAUGAUACCCAGUUUCUUCAGGAAUAAAGAUCUAACAUAACUGUUUAGCAUCUUCCUACUUUGACUAGAUGUAAGGCAUGCUUUACCCUUUCAGUGAAUAAAUUACUACCAAUAUGCAUAUUA